AUGGAUGCUAUGGAGAAUAUACUCCAGGUAGUCGAGCGAGGUGAGGCUACUCUAGCUGGCGUGGUUGGACUCGGGCGUAAUCCUAAUCCCAUUCUAGAAAUCGGGGUCUCACAGGAGGUUGGCCAAUUUGAAGAACCUUCACAAACAAGCAAAGUAGUGGUACCGACAGAAGGUCCAGCAAAUGGCGCAGAGUCGGAGGUACCUCAGGUGACCACAAAUUGGGCUUCAGAAUAUUCAGAAACAUCAUCAAGUGAGCUUCCACAAUACAUACCACAUACACCAACAAACAGCGACGACAACACUCGACUUGAUGCAACACAACAGCUCACAAGCUCCUCAGAAUCAGAAUCAGGAAUAUCCGCACAUCCAGAAACCUUGACUUCAUCCACCAUAACAACGUCCUUGACAACAAGCUCAUCGACGGCGACAACAACAAUAACAACAUCGUCAUCAUCAUCCUCAUCAUUGUCAACUUCUUCAGAAACAACUACUAGCACAACCCAGAGUGCCCCCACAGAAUCACCAACCGAUACCGCAGAGACGAGCGCGUCAAAAAGUUCAAGCUCCACCAACACAAAGCUAGCCAUCGCCCUCCCAGUAACCAUAGUCGGCCUCCUCAUCAUCGCAGUAUUAACAUUCUUCUUCCUAAGACGCCGCAGACGCCUCAACGCCAAAUCAGAAUACAACAUCGCAACCGGUCAGACAAGAGGACUCUCGACAGCGGAGUUAAUGGCUCUCCAGAAGGUCGGAAGCUCUGGCCCAGCGGUAUCUAGCAUGCACCAUCUACCAGUCAUCCAAGUACCUCAGUAUCAAGAGCGUGCACCGGGUCCUGGCUCUGCGAUGGCUCGAGCCGGGCUUGAUGAUUCACACACAGAACUUGGACUCCCUGUUGCUGUUCCGUUGGAUCAGAGACGCAGUGCGCCAGAACAGGACCUGCCUCGAUUCAGUGGGUCUGCGUCAAGGACUUCGACGCCGAGAAUGCCGUUUGAGAGUCGGGGUGGUGCUGAUACUGAUGCUGAUGAUGAUGAUAAUUUUUCGUUUGUCUCUGGUAUGAAUGAGAGACGGAAUCGUGAUCAGGAUUUCGAUGAUAUGUCGUCUGUUUCCUCGUUUGAGGAUGAUGAAAAUGAGCACAAUGGGAAUGGUCACCAUACUAAUUCACGGUGA
Molecule: messenger RNA, 1164 nt
Organism: Penicillium manginii
Lineage: Eukaryota; Fungi; Ascomycota; Eurotiomycetes; Eurotiales; Aspergillaceae
Exons: 1
Coding region: 1-1164 (387 amino acids)
Source: RefSeq, a predicted model, not a curated record